AAAAAAACAUCUGCUAUCACGGUGCUGCCAACCAUAUCACGAAGGAAGAUUGAAGAAGGGAAGGAAGCUGGACAACUGCAGAAAGGGCGAUCGAAUACAAUUCUGGAAUCACAACAAGCCCCGAACACCAGGGCGUUGAGAGGUUGAGCUCUUGCCUGCAUCAACCAGCAACACCUCCCGAGUACCUCGACACAUACAAAACCAUGGCACCCUCAUCGAAAGAGAACGGCAAGUGGUCGACCGACUUCGACACGGUGCGCCGCCACAAACUGUUCCGCAAUCCUCCUUCAGACAAGUCGGCAUACCCUACCCUCGCCUCGGCCGUCGACCCUCAUGUUCAGUCCUUCAACGCCGUCUUUGCUGAGAAGGGCCAACUUCACCAUGCCCUUCGCGACAUUGGUACAAAGACCUUCUUCGAUGGCAACCCAAAUGAGCCCUUCUCGGCCGAUGGUCCCAAGCGCAACAGGCUUCAGGUCCGCGUGAAAGAGGUCUUCCUCGAGAAGAGCAUGCUCCCUCCUUCGAACAAGAUCGACAAGAAGCGCGAGAUCCUGCCUGUAGAAUGCAGAGAGCGUCAUUGUACCUACAGAGGUCGUUUCAGAGGCCGCUUCGAGUGGCGCAUCAACGAGGGCGAGUGGAGAGAGAGCGUCAGAGAGUUCGGUUCUCUGCCUAUUAUGUUGCGCUCCAACCGCUGCCACCUCGAGGGUCUUUCGCCUAAGGAACUGGUCGACAAGAGAGAAGAGACUGAAGAGUUGGGAGGAUACUUCAUCGUCAACGGUAUCGAGAAGCUGAUCCGUAUGCUCAUUGUCAACCGACGAAACUACCCCAUGGCCAUUAUUCGUCCCUCUUUCGUCAACAGAGGUUUGACCUACACCAAGUUCGGUAUCCAGAUCCGCUCCGUCAGACCCGAUCAAACCUCGCAAACCAACGUCCUCCACUACCUCAGCGAUGGAAAUGUCACCUUCCGUUUCUCAUGGCGCAAGAACGAGUAUCUUAUCCCCGUCAUGAUGAUUUUCAAGGCUCUGGUCGAGACAAAUGACCGCGAGAUUUUCGAGGGCUUGGUCGGUCCUGCUGGAAGCAAGGGCAUUGAAGACAAGCAGUUCGUCACCGACCGUGUCGAACUUUUGCUACGCACAUACAAGGCAUACAACAUCCACGGCCAGGCAAAGACACGCGCAUACCUUGGAAGCAAGUUCCGCAUCGUCCUGAGUGUUCCCGAUGACAUGUCUGACGAGGACGCUGGUGCUGAGUUCUUGAGGAGAAUCGUUCUUCCUCAUCUGGGAUCAUCCGAGACCAAGGAGACCAACGAUGCCGACAAGUUCCGCAUGUUGCUCUUCAUGACCAGAAAGCUGUACUCCCUUGUCGGCGGAGAGUGCGCUGUUGACAACCCUGAUGCUGUCCAGAACCAGGAGAUUCUCUUGCCCGGUUUCCUUUACGGUAUGAUCAUCAAGGAGCGCAUCGAGGAGUGGCUCAACUCAAUUGGUCUGCAACUCCGCGACUGGGGUAGAACCACCAACUGGGCACCCAUCGUCUCCGACGAGUUCGAGCGCGACUUCAGUGCAAAAAUCCUUCGCAGAACCAACGAGAAUUUGGCACAGGCCUUGGAUUACUUUUUGUCGACUGGUAACCUCGUCUCUCCCAGUGGUCUGGAUCUGCAACAAACUUCUGGUUUCACUGUUGUUGCUGAAAAGAUUAACUUCUGGCGUUUCAUCAGUCAUUUCCGCAUGGUUCACAGAGGUAGUUUCUUCGCCCAACUGAAGACCACAACCGUCAGAAAGUUAUUGCCAGAAAGUUGGGGUUUCCUUUGCCCUGUUCACACUCCCGAUGGUUCUCCUUGCGGUCUGCUCAACCAUUUGGCCCACAAAUGCAAAAUUGCCACAAAGAGCGUCGACACCAAGGCCAUUCCCGGCCUUAUCUCACAACUUGGCGUAAUCGAAACCCCCUCAGCUUCCGUUGACGACAGCGUUGUCGUCAUGCUCGAUGGCCGUAUUCUCGGCUUCUGCUCUCCCAAGCAGGCUCGUGUAAUUGGAGACACUCUCAGAUACUGGAAGGUCGAAGGCACUCACGGCGUACCUUCCGAGCUUGAGAUCGGUUACAUCCCCAACUCGAACGGAGGUCAAUACCCUGGUGUCUACAUGUUCUCACAAGCAGCUAGAAUGUUCAGACCUGUCAAGUACCUGCCCCUCGGCAAGGAGGACUUUGUCGGUCCAUUCGAACAGCCUUUCAUGUCCAUUGCCUGCACAGAGCCCGAAAUUGUCUCAGGCGACUCAACACACGUCGAAUUCGACCCCACAAACAUCCUCUCUAUCCUCGCCAACCAGACACCCUUCUCAGACUUUAAUCAAUCGCCGCGUAACAUGUAUCAGUGUCAGAUGGGUAAGCAAACCAUGGGUACUCCUGGAACUGCUCUCAAAUACCGUACCGACAACAAGUCAUAUCGCCUACAAACUGGACAAACACCAGUGGUCCGACCUCCCCUAUACAACGAGUACGGCUUGGACAACUUCCCUAACGGAACCAACGCCGUUGUUGCUGUCAUUUCAUACACUGGUUACGACAUGGACGACGCUAUGAUUAUCAACAAGUCUGCCCACGAGCGUGGCUUCGGUCACGGAACUGUCUACAAGACCAAAAAGGUUGACCUUGCCGAGGACAAUGGCGGCAGACGUGGCCGUGGUGGUGGUAACGUGAAGAAGCUUUUCGGUUUCGCUCCCGGCGGUCUCGUCAAAGCACAAUGGCGCGCAACCCUCGACGACGACGGUCUUAUCGCUGUCGGCAUGAAGGUCAAGGAGGGUGACAUUAUCGCCGCAUCGCACACUGUCACCAAGGAUCCCAUUACUGGCGAGUUCGUCAACCGUGACGGUAUUACUCACUUGCACAAAUACAAGGACCACGAGGAGGCUUUCGUUGAGGAGAUCAAGAUGCUUGGCACAGACACUGGUGCUGAUGAACCCUGCCAGAUGCUCAGCAUCAGACUCCGUAUUCCUCGUUCGCCCGUCAUCGGUGACAAGUUCUCUUCUCGUCACGGACAGAAGGGUGUCUGCUCCCAGAAGUGGCCCGUCAUGGAUAUGCCUUUCAGUGAGAGUGGUAUGCAGCCUGAUGUCAUCAUCAACCCUCACGCUUUCCCUUCGCGUAUGACCAUUGGUAUGUUCGUCGAAUCGCUGGCCGGUAAGGCUGGCUGUAUGCACGGUGUUGCGCAAGACAGUACCCCCUUCAAAUUCAAGGACACCGCAGGCGAGACUGCCGUUGAGUACUUCGGUCACCAACUGAAGCGUGCUGGAUUCAACUACUACGGAAACGAGCCCAUGUACUCUGGUAUCACUGGCCAAGAGCUCGGUGCCGAUAUCUACAUGGGUGUGGUUUACUACCAACGUCUGCGUCACAUGGUCAACGACAAGUUCCAGGUCCGUACCACCGGUCCCGUCACUGCGUUGACUGGUCAACCCAUCAAGGGUCGUGCCAAGGGUGGUGGUAUUCGUGUCGGUGAGAUGGAGAGAGAUUCUCUGAUUGCCCACGGUACAGCAUUCUUGCUGCAAGAUCGUUUGAUGAACUGUUCCGAUUACCAAAAAGCAUGGAUCUGCCGUGGCUGUGGAUCUUUCCUUUCCGCACAACCGACUGUCAACGAGUAUGGACGCAGAAAGGGUGUUAAUGCAAGCAAUGUUAGAUGUAGGAGAUGUAGUAAGAAGGCUACUGGCUCCGAACCCAACAGCGAUACUUGGGAGGAUGGCCGAGGUGAUAAGUUCGUCGGUGGUUCAGACGUCACUGUCGUUGCUGUUCCUGGUGUUCUGCGAUACUUGGACGUCGAGUUGGCAGCUAUGGGUGUCAAGAUGAGAUUCGAUGUUACGCCGUAGAUAAAAGGGGGACUGUUCAUAUAAGCAUUUGCAUCUUCUUUUAACUAUACCAAAAUGGAGUCUGGUUUGGG
Molecule: messenger RNA, 3919 nt
Organism: Aureobasidium pullulans EXF-150
Lineage: Eukaryota; Fungi; Ascomycota; Dothideomycetes; Dothideales; Saccotheciaceae
Product: beta and beta-prime subunits of DNA dependent RNA-polymerase
Exons: 3
Coding region: 204-3848 (1214 amino acids)
Biological process (GO): DNA-templated transcription
Cellular component (GO): nucleus; RNA polymerase I complex
Molecular function (GO): DNA-directed RNA polymerase activity; ribonucleoside binding; DNA binding
Source: RefSeq, a predicted model, not a curated record